This is a messenger RNA of Pyrgilauda ruficollis (rufous-necked snowfinch), 1159 nucleotides long. RefSeq names its product F-box and leucine rich repeat protein 12 (gene FBXL12). The coding region runs from base 191 to 1123 and encodes 310 amino acids. Gene Ontology annotation, cellular component: SCF ubiquitin ligase complex. NCBI's taxonomy places the organism in Eukaryota, Metazoa, Chordata, Aves, Passeriformes, Passeridae. The transcript is spliced from 3 exons. Gene Ontology annotation, molecular function: protein binding. The record is from RefSeq and is a predicted model, not a curated record. Gene Ontology annotation, biological process: SCF-dependent proteasomal ubiquitin-dependent protein catabolic process.
UGGACGAGACACCGGGGCUCAACGCGGAGGCACCGUGAGGGGGCUGUCGGUAAGGAAAGGGGUUAAACAGGGAGGUGCCGAGCCCGGCGGAGCUACCGGGGCCUACGGGUACCUCCGAGGCCGCGCCUGGCGGUGCCGGAGCUGAGGCGUCGCCAGGGCCGCGCUCGCGGUUGUUGUAGUAACGGCCGCGAUGGCGGCGCGGCCGCCCCUGCCCGACUCGGUGCUGGUGCAGGUCUUGGCGCUGCUGCCGCUGCGGGACCGGCUGCGAGCGGCCAGGGUGUGCCGGCGGUGGCAGCGGCUGGCGCAGGACCGAGCGGUCUGGACACAUGUGGAUUUGAGCCCUCACCGGAUCACCCGCCGCACGCUGUGGCACCUGGUGCGCCACCGCCUCCCGGACAGCCUGUGCACCCUGCGGAUGCGCGGCGUGCCCCGCUCCGGCGGCAAGCAGCGGCUCCUCUCGCCGGCACUGCUGGCUGCCCUUCGGAAGCGCUGCCCCCAGCUCCAUCGGCUGUGCCUGACCGAGACUGACCUCCGCCAUGUCCCGUACGAGAGCAUGCCCGCCUCUGUCACCACGCUGGAGCUGAGCCUCUGCGACAUCCCCGAUGCCUGGUUCUGCGUCUCCCCUUCGGUGCCGCCACCACAGGUACAACACCUCGCUAUCCACAGCAUUCCCACCUUUUCUGACCAUCAUCUUCUUGACAUUUCCUCACAGAACCACUUGAAGACGCUGAGCCUUUGUGGCACUUACCGCGUCACUGAUAUGGGGAUCCAAGCAGCAGCUCCACACCUGGAAGCGCUUGAACGCCUGAUUCUACGGCACUGCAUCAUCGGCGAUGCUGCCAUGGUAUUCAUCGGGCGCCACAUGAAGCGGCUCCGCUACCUGGAAAUCAGCAAUGCCUACUUCCUGACAAACAGGGGGCUGGUUGCUAUUGUGACACUGGAGCACCUGGAGACCCUGUGCCUCGACCUCUAUGAUUUGGUCUCCCUUGGUACUGUUAUCGCUUUGUUGCAAGUGCUGCCUCGCCUGAACCAUCUCAAAUUAGGUGGCACUUGCUUUGAAGAUGAACUCCUUGGUAAAAUUCAGGAGAAUUUCCCACAUUGCACCAUAUCUCACACUCUGUGACAGCCUGAAGUUCUGUCCUUCCUUAGUACACCUGAA